Hippopotamus amphibius kiboko is the source of this 7718-nucleotide messenger RNA. It is a transcript of the gene PARP16, whose product is annotated as poly(ADP-ribose) polymerase family member 16. Lineage: Eukaryota; Metazoa; Chordata; Mammalia; Artiodactyla; Hippopotamidae. The record is from RefSeq and is a predicted model, not a curated record. The transcript has 7 exons. Gene Ontology annotation, molecular function: protein serine/threonine kinase activator activity; kinase binding; NAD+ poly-ADP-ribosyltransferase activity. The coding region runs from base 570 to 1451 and encodes 293 amino acids. Gene Ontology annotation, cellular component: intracellular anatomical structure; membrane; endoplasmic reticulum tubular network. Gene Ontology annotation, biological process: endoplasmic reticulum unfolded protein response.
GGAGGCCGUCCGGCGGGCAGCGCGCGGCGAGCGGACGCGCACGGCUGGCGGGACGCAGGCAGCGCCGCGGGCAGCCGGGCGAGCGCCGGGGCUUCGGCGGCGCCGGGGCAGGAAGGCCCGGGCGGCGCCGCAGCCUCGCCGGGCGUGGGGCGGGGGCUCGGCCCGCGGUCCCCGCUGGGGGUGCCCUCCACCCCAGGCCUCUUCAGAGGACACGUGUCAGUACGUUGUCGUCUCACCCGGUGUCACAGCCCCUCCCCCAGGCCCGGGAUUCCCCCGUCGGUCCGGCUCCAUUAUCCCCAGGCCCCAGCCCCCGCUGAGCCGCGGUCGGGACCGGAUCCCUUCUCCUCACCGGUCCGCUCCCCUGGGCGGCGAGCGGCCCGGCCCCCGCAGAAGACACUCGUCACCACGUUCUCACCCCCGUCAUCUCAUCCCUCUGCCUACCUCACCCCAGGCCGAGGGACCCCGGCCCCCUCCGGCCCAUUGUCCCCGGGCCCGGCCCCGCGCUGACCGCAGGCUCGGCCCUGGCCCCCGCCCGGCGCGUCUCCCCCGGCAACGCGCCGCGCCCCGGGAUGCAGCCCGCGGGCUGGGCGGCCGUCAGGGAGGCGGCGGGCCGUGACGUGCUGGCCGCCGACCUCCGCUGCAGCUUCUUCGCCUCGGCCCUGCGGAGCUACAAGCGCGACUCGGUGCUGCGGCCCUUCCCCGCAUCCUACGCCCGCCACGACUGCAAGGACUUCGAGGCCCUGCUUGCAGAUGCCAGUAAGUUACCCAACCUGAAAGAACUUCUCCAGUCCUCAGGAGACAAAGACACAUGGGCCUGGGACCUGGUGAGCUGGAUUUUAUCCUCAAAGGUCCUGACAAUCCACAGUGCAGGGAAGUCAGAGUUUGAAAAGAUCCAAAAGCUGACUGGCGCCCCUCACACGCCUGUCCCUGUGCCGGACUUCCUGUUUGAAAUCGAGUACUCUGACCCAGCCAACGCCAAAUUUUAUGAGACCAAAGGAGAACGAGACCUAAUCUACGCCUUCCACGGGAGCCGCCUAGAAAACUUCCAUUCCAUCAUCCACAGUGGCCUCCACUGCCACCUGAAUAAGACAUCCUUGUUCGGGGAAGGGACCUACCUCACCAGUGACUUGAGCCUGGCUCUCAUUUAUAGCCCACACGGCCAUGGGUGGCAGCGCAGCCUCCUCGGCCCCAUCCUUAGCUGUGUGGCCAUGUGCGAGGUCAUUGACCAUCCAGACGUCAAGUGCCAAACGAAGAAGAAAGAUUCCAAGGAGAUAGAUCGCAGGAGAGCGAGAAUCAAGCACAGUGAAGGGGGAGACAUCCCUCCAAAGUACUUUGUGGUCACCAAUAACCAGCUCCUGCGAGUGAAGUACCUGCUGGUGUACUCACAGAAGCAGCCCAAGAGGAGAAGAAAGAGGCUUGGAGAGGUGACUGCCCAAGGUGAAAAGGCCUGAAAGAGGCAGAGCCAAAGCUGACUCUAGAGCUGAAAUAAUAAGAAUCCUGACUUUACAGGGGACUCAUCAGUCACACAGACCCACCCCACAGAGCAACCAGCCCACUCAAAGCCUAACUGUCCUACCUCAGGCUGACUGAAAACCUCAGACUGACCGUCAAGCUCACAGGAGACUCACUGCCUACCUGAUGUGCGACCUGACAGACCAAUAAGUCUAUGUAUUCAACAAACAGUAAUUGAACACCUCGUCUGUGCGCACUGUUAUGCUGGGUGUGGGGGAUAUAGUAGUGAACAGGAGAGAGUAGGAAGCUGACAGUACGUAAACAAAACAAUGACAGAAUGUGAUAUCUGUACUAUGAAGAAAGUAAACAGAAUUCUGCGGGAUAGAGUAUCCGUCAGGCCCUACCCUGGAUAUAAUGGUCAGGGAAGACCUCCCUGACACAUAAUCUGAGAACUGGGGCAUGAGAGUGAGAAAAAAAAACACGCAAAGAGCCUGUGAAAGAGCUUUCCAGAUAGAGUGAAAAGCGAUGCUGAGGCCUUGAGAUGGGGAAGAGCUUGGUGUUACCUUGGAAUAACUAGAAGACCAAUAUAACUGGAACAUGGUGAGCAAACAGGGGGUGGCAUGUAGAUGAGGUUGAAGAGGAGGCCAGAGCAGACCACAGUAAGGAUUUAGGUGGGUGUGAGGGGAAAGCCCUGAGGACUUUCAGCAAAAGCACGACACACACUCAAGAAGAAAUAGAUAACCUGGAUAACACUCUAUCCACUAAAGAAAUUGAAUUUAUAGUUUAAAAUCUUCCCAUAAAGAAAACUUCAGACCUGGAUGCCUUUCCUGGUGAAUUCUUCCAAACAGAAGGAAGAAUAAUUACCAAUUUUAUAUAAAAUCCUCCAGAAAACUAAAAAGGAAUAGUUCCCAACUCAUUCUAUGAGACUAGCAGUACUCUGAUAGCAAAACCAGACAAAGACCUUCCAAGAAAGAAAACUACAGACCAAUAUGUCAUGAAAAUAAAUGCAAAAAUUUAAUAAUUCUAGCAAAGUAAACCCAACAAUACAUAAAAGGAUAAUUCAUCAUGACCAAGUGGUGUUUACCCAGAAAUGCCAGCUUGGAGAAAUGUUUGAAAAGCAAUUCAUGUAAUUCACCAUAUUAACAAACUGAAAAAGAAAAAAAAAAAAAGGUCACUUCAAUAGAUGCAGGAAAAGGAUUUGACAAAAUCCAACAUUCUUUUUUGAUAAAAACCCUCAGCAAAGUAGGAAAAGAAAGGACAUCCCUCAAUCUGGCAUCUGUGAAAAACUGAAGGCUAACAUAUAAUAGUGGUUAAAGACUGAAUACUUUCCCUCUACAAUUAGGUAUGAGGCAGGAGUGUCUGUUCUUACUUCUGUUCAACAUUGUACCAGAGGUCCUAGCCAGUGCAAUAUAUCAAGAAAAAUUAAUGAAAGAAGAGGAAUAACUGAGUCAUAUGGGAGGUGUAUGUUUAAUUUUUUUUAUUGGGGUAUAGUUGCUUUACAAUGUUGUGUUAGUUUCUGCUGUACAACGAAGUGAAUCAGAGAUAUGUGUACAUAUAUCCCCUCCCUCUUGAACCUUCCUCCCACCUGUCCCCCAUCCCAAGCAUCUAGGUCACCACAGAGCACCAAGCUGAGCUCCCUGCUCUAUACAGCAGUUUCCCAUUAGCUAUCUGUUUUACACAUGGUAGUGUAUAUAUGUCGAUCCCAAUCCCCCAAUUCAUCCCCCUUCCCCACCCCCAUGUCCACACGUCCAUUCUCUAUGUCUGCGUCUCUGUUCCUGCUCUGCAGAUACGUUCGUCUGUACCAUUUUUCUAGAUUCCACAUAUAUGCGUUAAUGUACAAUAUUUUUCUCUCUUUUUUUAAAAGAACUUUUAUUGAGAUACAGUUAACAGACAAUAAACAGCAUAUAUUUAGAGUGUACAAUUUGGUAUCCCAAUCUCCCAAUUCAUUCCCCCCCAACCCUCCCCGCUUUCCCCACUUGGUGUCCAUAUGUUUAUUCUCUACAUCUGUGUCUCUAUUUCUGCCUUGCAUUUCCUCUUUCAUAGUUUUUAGCAUUUGCCUUAUGUAUUGAGGUGCUCUUAUAUUGGGUGCAUAUAUAUUUAUAAUUGUUAUCUCCUCUUCUUGAUUGAUCCUGUGAUCUUUAUGUAAUGUCCUUUCUUGUCUCUUGUAACAUUUUUUAAAGUCUAUUUUAUCUGAUAUGAGUAUUGCUACUCCAGCUUUCUUUUGAUUUCCAUUUGCACGGAAUAUCUUUUUCCAUCCCCUCACUUUCAGUCUGUAUGUGUCUCUAGGUCUGAAGUGGGUCUCUUGUAGACAGCAUAUAUGGGUCUUGUUUUUAUAUCAUUCAGCCAGUCUGUGCCUUUUGGUUGGUGCACUUAGUCCAUUUACAUUCAAAGUAAUUAUCAAUAUGUAUGUUCCUAUUACCAUUUUCUUAAUUGUUUUGUUUUUGUUUUUGUAGGUCCUUUUCUUCUCUUAUGGUUCCUGCUUAGAGAAGUUCCUUCAGUAUUUGUUGAAUGGCUGGUUUUUUGGUGCUGAAUUCUCUUAGCUGUUGCUUGUCUGUAAAGGUUUUGAUUUCUCCGUCGAAUCUGAAUGAGAUCCUUGCUGGGUAGAGUAUUCUUGGUUGUAGUUUCUUCCGUUUCAUCAGUUUAAAUAUAUCAUGCCACUCCCUUCUGGCUUGCAGAGUUUCUGCUGAGAAAUCAGCUGUUAACCUUAUGGGAGUUCCCUUGUAUGUUAUUUGUUGUUUUUCUCUUGUUGCUUUUAAUAACUUUUCUCUGUCUUUAAUUUUUGUCAAUUUGACUACUAUGUGUCUUGGUGUGUUUCUCCGUGGGUUUACCCUGCCUGGGACUCUCUGCACUUCCUGGACUUGGGUAGUUAUUUCCUUUCCCAUGUUCGGGAAGUUUUCAACUAUAAUCUCUUCCAAUAUUUUCUUGGGUCCUUUCUCUCUCUCUUCUCCUUCUGGGACCCCUAUAAUGCGAAUGUUGGUGCAUUUAACAUUGUCCCAGAGGUCUCUUAGGCUGUCUUCAGUUCUUUUCAUUCUUUUUUCUUUAUUCUUUCCCACAUCAGUUAUUAUCACCGUUCUGUCUUCCAGGUCACUUAUUUGCCCUUCUGCCUCAGUUAAUCUGCUAUUGGUUCCUUCUAGUAUAUUUUUCAUUUCAGUUAUUGUGUUGCAUAUCUCUGUUUGUUUGCUCUUUAAUUCUUCUAGGUCUUUGGUAAACUUUUCGAUCUUUGCAUCCAGUCUUUUUUCAAAGUCCUGGAUCAUCUUCACCAUCAUUAUUCUGAAUUCUUUUUCUGGAAGGGUGCCUAUUUCCUCUUCAUUUAGUUGUUUUUCUGGGGUUUUAUCCUGUCCCUUCAUCUGGUACAAAGUCCUCUGCUUUUUCAUUUUCUCUCUGUGGCUGUGGUUUUCAGUUCCACAAGAUGAAAUACUGCUGAUACUGCUUGAUACUGCUGUCUGCCCUCUUGUGGAGGAACUUGUUUUUCUCUUUCUGACUUACUUCACUCUGUAUGACAGACCCUAGGUCCAUCCAUGUCUCUACAAAUGACCCAAUUUGAUUCCUUUUUAUGGCUGAAUAAUACCCACUACUGGCAUAUACCCUGAGAAAACCGUAAUUCAAAAAGACACAUGCACCCCAGUGCUUAUUGUAGCACCAUUUACAAUAGCCAGGACACGGAAGCAAUCUAAAUGUCCAUCAACAGAUGAAUGGAUAAAGAAGAUGUGGUCCAUGUAUAUGUUUAAUUUUUUGAGAAAGUGCCAAUAUGUUUUCCAAAGUGUUUAUACUAUUUUACAUGCCCACCAGCAGUGUAUGAGAAUUAUACUGUUAUAUACAAGAUUGAGUCAAAAUUUAUCCACUCUCUGGUUAUAUUAAAACUUCUGUUGGCCGCACUAUCUUAUCAGCACCUUCCGUUCAAGGCUACUGUCUCCCCAGUCAUUGCUGUGCAGGUGUGAACAUGUUACAUCAGUUCAUUUGUAACUGCAGUGCAAGCAAAAAUGGAUGCCCCACUUGUGAUUUGCACGAAAGAAGAGCAGUGUGCAGUGAUUCAUUUUUUGUGGUCUGAGGGUGUACCUGGUGCCAUUAUUUAUUGAACACUUUGUGCACGGUAUGGAGAAAGUGUUUUGUCUUGAAGAAGUGUGUAUGAAUGAGGUCGCACAAAUGUUAGCCAUCAAGAAGGAGCCAGAAGCCCAUCCACAUCCACGGCUGAUGACAACAUUGAGCAUACACAUGGAAUAAUUCUGUUUUCUGGGAUUCUCAAGGGCCAGUGUUGGAACAUUAUCAGGAAAAGGGUGCAACAAUCAACAGUACUCAUUACAGUGAGAUGCUUAUUGAAGAGCUGAAGCCUAAACUUUGGAUUAAACCCAGAGGACUGCUAUCCAAGGGUGUUGUGAUCCUGCAUGACAAUGCACGUCAGCACACUUCUGCCCACACUGUCGACACUCUGCAAAAACUUCAUUUUGAGGUGUUAAAGCAUCCUCUCUAUAAUUCUUUUUUUUUUAAGAUUUAUUUUUAUUAUUUAUUUAUUUUAUUUUUGGCUGCAUUGGGUCUUUGUUGCAGUGCACGGGCUUCUCAUUGCAGUGGCUUCUCUUGUUGCAGAGCAUGGGCUUUAGGCACACAAGCUUCAGUAGUUGUAGUGCGUGGGCUCAGUAGUUGUGGCUCAAGGGCUCUAGAGCACAGGCUCAUUAGUUGUGGCUCACAGGCUUAGUUGCUCCAUGGCAUGUGGGAUCUUCCUGGCCCAGAGAUCGAACCCAUGUCACCUGCAUUAGCAGGUGGAUUCUCAACCACUGUGCCUCCAGGGAAGCCCCUCCCUGUAGUUCUGAUCUUGCUCCAUUGGACUUUUGCCUGUUUGGUCCCCUGAAAGCAGCCCUAUGAGGACGAAGAUUCACUGAUGAAGAAGUGAAGACAGUGGUGCAUUCGUGGCUCGCAGCUCAGUCUAAAACAUUUUGUAAUGAGGGAAUGCAACAGAUUGUUGACAGAUGGACAGAGUUUAUUGAAAAGCAAGGAGAUUGUUGAAAAAUUAUGUAUUUGUCUUUUCUAAAAGUUAAUUAAAUUAAAUGCUACAGCCAGAGUGUGGAUAAUUUUUGACUCACCCACAUAUAUAGCACAUGCCACGUGCUUUCCAACACUUAGUAAGGUCAGUCUUUAUUUUUUGCUCUGGUUCCUAGCUGUGAUACGUGAGCUCCUUAGUUGUGGCAUGCAUGUGGGCUCUAGUUCUCUGACCAGGGAUCGAACCCGGACCCCUUGUAUUGGGAGCAUGGAGUCUUUUCUCUUUUUUCUUUUUUCUUUUUUUUUUUUUUGGCACACGGGCUUAGUUGCUCCGCGGCAUGUGGGAUCUUCCUGGAGCUGGGAUCGAACCUGUGACCUCUGCAUUGGCAGGCGGAUUCUUAACCACUGCGCCACCUAGGAAGCCCUUUUUUUUUUAAUUUAACUUCAAAAAAUUAUUUAUUUAUUGGCUGCAUUGGGUCUUCAUUGCAGUGCGUGGGCUUCUCAUUGUGGUGGCUUCUCUUGUUUUGGAGCUCGGGCUCUAGCCUCAUGGGCUUCAGUAGUUGCAGCGUGCGGGCUCAGUAGCUGUGGUGCAUGGGCUUAGUUGCUGUGUGGCAUGUGGGAUCUUCCUGGGCCAGGGAUUGAACCUCUGUCCCCUGCAUUGGCAGGCAGAUUCUUAACCACUGUGCCACCAGGGAAGUCCCAGGUCAGUCUUUUAAUUUUAGCUUUCCUAAAAGUGGAAGUAUAGUGGUAUCUCAUUGUAUUUUAAAUUGUAUUUCCCUGAUAGCCAAGAGUGUCUUUUCAUGUUUUUAUUUUCUAUUUGUAUAUCUUCUUUGGAGAAGUAUCUGUUUAAAAUUUUUGCUCAUUAAAAAAAAUUGUUUUUUUUUUUCUGUCUUCCUAUUGAGCUGAAUUAUUGUUUUUAAAUAUAUUCUAGUACAAAUUCUUUCUUCAUGUAUUCUAGGUCUGUUCUUUCUUAAUGUAUUCUAGGUCUAUAAAGAGGUUUUUUAAAAAUAUAUUCUAGAUACAAGUCUCCUGUUGAUAUAUGUUUUACAAAUAUUUUCUCCCAAUGGUGGCCAUCUUUUCAUUUUCCGAGUGCUUUAUUUUAAAUAGUAAAAGUUUUAAAUUUUAACGAAGUCUAGUUAACUGCUUUUUUCUUUUAUCGUUAGCACAUUUUGUGUCAUAUCUGAGAACUCUGUCCAACUGAAGGUUAUAAAGAUUACUGAUGAUUUCACAGGUGUAUACAUAUGUCAGAACUUAUCCAGUUGUAUACUUUAACUGUACAGUUAAUUGUAUGUUAA